Molecule: messenger RNA, 1867 nt
Organism: Ylistrum balloti
Lineage: Eukaryota; Metazoa; Mollusca; Bivalvia; Pectinida; Pectinidae
Product: ankyrin repeat and BTB/POZ domain-containing protein 1-like
Exons: 12
Coding region: 58-1500 (480 amino acids)
Cellular component (GO): ubiquitin ligase complex; cytoplasm
Molecular function (GO): protein binding
Source: RefSeq, a predicted model, not a curated record
AUUGGUGGUUGUGUUUACAUAUCUGUCAGAGAGAAACUUCUGCGAUAAAAUGCAAACAUGGAUGCCAAGGAAUUAUUCCAUGCAUGCAGAACAGGCGAUAUCACUAAAGUGCAAUAUUUAUUUGAACAGAAAGAAGUUGAAUUAAAUCUAACAGACAAGUGGGACAGUUCUCCACUGUACUAUGCCUGUUUAUGUGGACAUGAAGAGCUUGUCAAUUAUCUUUUGGAAAAUGGUGCUCGAUGUGAGGCUAAUACAUUCGAGGGUGAGCGUUGUCUUUAUGGAGCUCUGACAGACAAAAUCAGGAACCUCCUGAAGUGUUACAAUGUUAUCUCCUCAAAGCAAUUGAGACGAGAUUUAUAUGAAGAGUUUCUCCGUAGACUGUUGGAGGACAGUGCUUAUAGUGAUGUAACCUUCAAUGUUCAUGGUGAAAUGUUCCCAGUUCAUCGAUGCAUACUGGCAGCUAGAUGUGAAUACUUUGCCACCAUGUUCAGAACAAAGUGGCUUGGUCGACGAGUCAUCACCAUUAAACAUUCAUUGGUUGUACCAGUUGCUUUCAAGUCAAUUCUUCAGUACCUUUAUACAGGGUACAUGGACACUCAUGUUGACAACGUAGAAGACUGCCUGCGAUUGGCCAAACAAUGUCGUCUACAAGGUCUUAUGGAGGAAAUUGAUGAGCGCAUCAAAAAGUUUCAAUCAUUUGAGAUGUUGAAGCCUGGUGUUACCGUGACAACGAUAACCAUAGAACCCACCCUACAUAAUACUAAGUUACAAGAGGAUCUAGGCAGACUUGGUGACUUAGCUCUGCCAAAUGAACUGUGUAGUGAUAUUUUCCAGGCUCUUGGAAACAUUCCCUUUGCAGGGUUAGAGGAUUUGCCAAUCUACCCAGAUAUUUGUUUUGUUGUAGAGGAACACAAAUUUCUUUGUCAUAAGGUGUUUUUCUGUGGCAGAAGUGACUUUUUUAAGGCCUUGCUGGUAGAUCACUUUGGAGAAUCAAAUGUGUCAGAAGACAAUCUGCCUUUGAUUCCCAUCAACGAAAUCACGACAGAAAAUUUCAGGCAGCUAAUGUAUUACUUAUACCAGGAUAGCUGUGAGUUGACCAAGGAAACAGUGGUUGACAUGCUUAAACUUGCUGACCAGUACCUGUUAAUGGGACUGAAGAGACUCUGUGCAAACAAUAUUAGCAAGUAUAUAAACACUGACACCGUUCUACAGAUACUGGUCUUGGCUAGACUGUUCAACCUUCGAAGGCUUGCUGAUCAGUGCUGUGAGUUCAUGGCCAACAAUUUACAGGAGGUUAUGGAGUUAGAUGAUUUUGCAGAGCUGGUGAGACAAGAUGCUGCCAAUCUCGAAUGUCGUGAAGAUACUGAUACUUUGGAAAUCAUUGAUGAUAUUCGUUACAACAUCACAAACUAUGUCCAGACUUUCAGCGACAUGAUGGAAGCAGAAGAGAAACUGCGAAUGAUUGACGACUUUCUUGAGAACAUGAAUAUAGAUGCUUAAAAACCAUCUGGAAAAAUGUUUAUCUGUUGUUAUCAAAUCAGUUUCAGGAUAUUUCUGUUCAUUUUUAUAAAAAAAACAUAGGUAACACAGAGGAGAAAAUGUACUAGAUCCACAACAGGAGACAUGAUUCACCUGUUCAGUUUACUAAAUAAAGUGCUUGUAGAUUAUGAGAAAUUUCUCCAUUUACAGAAAACAUUUUAUAUGUAAAGACUAACUGCUAACCAUUAAUACUGGUAAUUGUGAUAUAUUUAUUACCAAAAUUUUAAAUGGAAAUGGCGAUAUGUCAUUAACUCAGUAAAUCAUGUUUUUUUUUUUCUUUUUCGUUGCUUGAACAGUUUUUUAUUAACUUUAUUUAAAGAAUAAAGAA